CCCUAUGCUAACUUCUCCUGUGACUGAAAGGCUUAUCAACGAUCUUGUAUUCUCUCGUAGUUAUCACUGCAGUGCAGUUCUUGCUGGGGUUCCUAAAACCACACUAAUUUAAUAAUAAUAAUAAUAAAAUUCUGCUGCUAGGAUCCUGACUGGUGUCAGGAGAAAUGAACACAUCACUCCAAUACUGAAGUCCUUGCACUGGCUCCCAGUCAGGUUUCGCCUUGAUUUUAAAAUCUUUACGCUCACAUAUAAGGCACUGCAUGGUCUGGUCCCUCAGUAUCUGUCUGCGUUUUUAAUCUCAUAUUCUCCCAAGCAGCAUCUGCGCUCCUCUCGAUCUGGUUUACUGGAUGUCCCACAGACACGGCUGUGAUCUGUAAUGGACGGGGCUUUCUCGUCCUAAGCUCCUAGACUCUGGAAUACACUUCCUGCUCAUAUAACAGAUGCACAGAAUUUAAGCAUUUUUAAAUCUAACUUAAAAACUCAUUUGGGUUUUAACAAUGGUUUUAACCAUUUUGAAUUCAAGUCUGUUUUUUGUUUUUGUAUCUUUUGUAUUUUAAUCUGUUUUUUUUUCUUAUUGUGCAAAGUGCCUUGAGAAGCUGCAUUAAAGGCGCUAUAUAAAAAUAAAGAUGAUGAUGAUGAUGAUUAUUAUUAUUAUUAUUAUUAUUAUUAACAGCAGACUCAGGGUGGUUCCACAUGUAGCUGUUUUUAAAUGAACCGUACUCAGUCCUGUUAAAAUGGACCUGAAAUGGAAGGAGAUACAAACCACUUCAGUGCUUUUGGUGUUUACAUGCAAGUGACUCAAAACAGGACUCCGUUCUUUCCUAGACAUUUUAGCAUUGAUGUGAUCUCAGCCUACUUCUCCUUCACACCACAACUCCUUUCCCAUAGUGUAAUAGCUGUGUAACACUGAAUUAUGGAUGAUGUCAUUUAAAAUGUUUAAGCAGGCGUUAUUCACAGUCCUUCACUCGAUACGGCUCUCCAGCUCACAUCACUGCUGUUGUUCUACAAGUUAAGAGUCCACUCACCCACAGUGUGUAAAGCCUGAUAUGGAAAGGUGAUAUUUACAGUAAUAAAAGAGAGAUGUUCCGCCUAUAACCCUUUCCUUUAGGACUAUUUAACCACUCUUCACUAGCACUGCUUCAUUUGUGUUUGUUCUUGCUAGAAGGUGGAGUAUUUUGUAAAGGUGACAAACCACAAAAUGAACCAAACAUGAAGUGUAUUCAGACCACCUCUACACACACCAACACCUGAUAUGAAUAAACAUCAUCUCUGAAUACAGAGAGGUUCACACAAGUCCUGCUUCUGUGAGGGUUCCUCUGUCUAUCACUUCUCUAAACUUCAUCUCUGUGUGUGUGUGUGUGUGUGUGUGUGUGUGUGCGUGUGUGUGUGUGUGCGUGUGUGUGUGUGUGUGUGUGUGUGCGUGUGUGCGUGUGCGUGUGUGUGUGUGUGUGUGUGCGUGUGUGUGUGUGUGUGUGUGUGUGUGUGUGUGUAUGUGUGUGUGUUAGUUUCUUCUCCAGGUGAUCUUUCCUGAACAGAGAGAUGAAAUCAGCAGAGAAACUCGUCAUCGUUUGUUUUCUGUUUAAAGGUGUUUUGUGUAGAGAAUUCUCCAUCAGUCUACCAGAGAGUGUAGAAGCUGUGAGAGGACUCUGUGUUCUCAUACCCUGCAGUUUUGAGAUUGAAGAACAAUAUGAUGGAGAUCUCCAGACAGAUCCUACAGGAAUCUGGUUAAAAGACGGCACUGAUGCUAACACUAACAGAGUCUUUAACUCUAAAGUAACUAAAGAGAACAAGAUUGAAGGGGAAAUUAUAGGAGACCUCCGCAUGAAGAACUGCACCACCGUCUUCUACAACAUCAGACAGAGUGACCGUGGAGUUUAUUACUUUAGAAUACAAACUUCAGGAAGCCUGAAAUGGAAUUAUAUACCUCCAUCAGAGUCUGUAAGAUCUUCAUCAGUGUCUGUAAGAGUGGGAGCUUCUCCAAUCACUCCCUCAAUAACACUGUAUAAGGAGGAUCAGGGGAAGGUGGAGGACCAAAAUGAGCUGGUGGAGGGAACUUCAGUGAGUCUCAUUUGCUCUGCUCCAGCUCCUCCAUGUCUCUUAAAGCCACCCACUUUUACAUGGAACUUCCUGCCUGAGGAGAGAAGACAGGAGCAGAACCACAACACCAGCUUCAGCUCCUCUCAGCUGAACUUCAACGCUACUCACCUUCAUCAUGGACUCAAUUUCACCUGCACUGCCACCUACCAGCUCCAGAACAGCAACAAAUCAGCACAGAGCUCUUUUAUACUACAUGUUCUGUAUGGUCCUAGAAACACGUCAGUAUCAGCAUCUCCAUCUGCUUCAGUGCUUUUGGGCAGUUCAGUGUCUCUGAGAUGCAGCAGUGAUGCAAACCCAGCAGUGCUGAACUACACCUGGUACAGAGAGAACGGAGAGCAGAUAGGAACCGGAAACCAUCUCACCAUCAACACCACUGAUUCUACACACAGUGGUUUAUACUACUGUAGAGCUCAAAACCAGCACGGAGAUCACACCUCAUCUGUCCUCCUGGAUGUUCAGUAUGGACCUAGAAACAUGUCAGUUUCAGCAUCUCCAUCUGCUUCAGUGCUUUUGGGCAGUUCAGUGUCUCUGAGAUGCAGCAGUGAUGCAAACCCAGCAGUGCUGAACUACACCUGGUACAGAGAGAACGGAGAGCAGAUAGGAACCGGAAACCAUCUCACCAUCAACACCACUGAUUCUACACACAGCGGUCUAUACUACUGUAGAGCUCAAAACCAGCACGGAGAUCACAACUCAUCUGUCCUCCUGGAUGUUCAGUAUGGUCCUAGAAACACGUCAGUUUCAGCAUCUCCAUCUGCUUCAGUGCUUUUGGGCAGUUCAGUGUCUCUGAGAUGCAGCAGUGAUGCAAACCCAGCAGUGCUGAACUACACCUGGUACAGAGAGAACGGAGAGCAGAUAGGAACCGGAAACCAUCUCACCAUCAACACCACUGAUUCUACACACAGUGGUUUAUACUACUGUAGAGCUCAAAACCAGCACGGAGAUCACAACUCAUCUGUCCUCCUGGAUGUUCAGUAUGCUCCUCAGCUCUCUCCCUCCUCCAGCUGUAACACCACUCAGGAUUUGAUCAUGUGUUCCUGUGAGGUUCAUGGAAAUCCGUCUCCUAAACUGGAGUGGCGUGUCUCCAAUCAAACUGUCCCAUACUCAGAAACCACGCCCAUCCAAGUGGAGUCUGUGGGCAACACGAGUUUAAGAAGAUCCAUUUCGUUUUCCAUCCCUCUGUCCGUUAAGGACACGCCCACUCUGCAGUGUGUUGGCUCCAAUAAUCUGGGCAUCGCCUCUCAGGUCUACUUCUUUACAACUAAGGCUCAGUGCCCUGCUAAAGGUACAGAUGUGGAUAUUUCCUCCGUGCUGAUUGGUGCUGCUGUUGGAGCUUCAGUAAUGAUGAUGCUGUGUGGUGUAUUCCUGUAUGUAAGGACAACAAAAUCUUCUGGACAAGGAGAGACAGUGAACCCCUCUGGACAAGAAGAGACAGUGAAUCCUUCUGGACAAGGAGAGACAGCAGGACUGGUUUUAAAUGACAGGAUCGCCAAUGCCAUUUUACAGGAAGAAGAUGGAGAGUCUGUGUAUGUAAACAAAACGGAUUUAUCAGAGUCACUUCAUUACACCACUGUCAAGUUUCCAAACAGAGAAGGAAGUGAAAUCAGAAGCCUUUCUUCUCUCACUGCCAAAUACGCCACCGUCCACCACGGCUCCGAACACCAAACCGAGGGAGAAACUGGAGAUGCAGCAAUCGAGGAGGUCCAGGAAGAACAUGUGAUAACUAUGGACAGUAUAAUGAUGCAAAAAUCAGCUGAAGAGGAGGUAAUGUACGGAAACAUCACACAUCAGCCAACAAUGGAGCAAACUCUGGUCAAUUUAGACAAAGAUGAAGAUGAAAAGAAAAAAUCUAAAGAAUCUCAAGAGGCUAAAGAAAGAGCUUCAGAGCAGCUCAAACACUCAGAUGGAGCUGAAGGCAUUUACGCACAAAUUCAACCUCGUAAAUAUAAACAUACAUAAAAAAUACAAUUGUUCAGUGUUAAACAGAUGUUCAGAUGUUCAGAUGUUGAGGCUACAAACUAAGAGCCAAAGAGUUGGGUUUUUAUUUUAUUAAAUUUAUUAUUUCUAUACAUGUUGAAUGAUAAAUACCUAUUUACAUUUCUUUUAUAUCUGUAAGAUUGCUUGAAUAGAAAAGAUCAAAGAUAAAAAAUUGACAAAAAAGAUCAAAGAUUCAUGCACAAACUGCAUAAUGGUAUUGAAGCUUAUAGUCUAUGAACUGGAAUUUAUUGCUUCGAGAUCAUGAUGUUAGUUGUGGCUUUUUUUUCACCAUAAAAAUAUGCAUGCUGGAGAACCUGGUCUGGUGGACAAGCCAAAGUUAAUAACUGUUUGUUUAGUGUGUGUUUAGUAUUUUGUACGCUCUGUGCUAUUGAAAAUAAUAAUAAAAUAAACAGAAAAAAGCUUAUGUUCGCAUUCAGUCCAGUAUUUAUGUGGGGAAAGUUCGCAGUUUACGCAGUUUACGGGUUACGCAGCUGUUUAAGUUUAAUCUGCUACGCUUACAGAGAAACUUUAAAUUCAUUCAUCACUUGAUCUAAAAACAAUUUCCUCCUUGAGAUAAGAGAUGCCUUUGAUUAAGAUGUGUCUCCUCUGAUGUUAGGACAAAAAAAUCCUUUUGUGUCAUAUUUCUGUAUUUAAUAUUGUCCUUGAUUGAUAUUCCAUAGUGUGUGUGAGUGUAUUUACAGCCAAAAUGUAAAUAUCAGCGUGACAUAUUGUGGUUAUAUUAAACUAUCAGAGAGCGGCGCAGGACUUAACACUGCUCCUGACUCGAGCCGAUAUCACACAAUAAACAGGCUUUCAAGAAAAUAAAUGUUGAGGACAUUUAUGAGCAUUUUUGCAUUAUAUACUGUAUAUUUUAUACGCAUAUACAUAUACUGAGGUGGCAGUGUGUUAGGUGUACUGAUCGAGUCAUUAAUAA
Ictalurus furcatus (blue catfish) is the source of this 5008-nucleotide messenger RNA. Its product is annotated as sialic acid-binding Ig-like lectin 5. Lineage: Eukaryota; Metazoa; Chordata; Actinopteri; Siluriformes; Ictaluridae. The transcript is spliced from 10 exons. The coding region runs from base 1540 to 4056 and encodes 838 amino acids. The record is from RefSeq and is a predicted model, not a curated record.